GCCUCGUUACGUCAUUGCUGCCCGCCCGCAACGUCACACCGGCGCCGAGCGGUUAGUCUCGUGCAGUCCUGCUCGCCAUGGCGCUCUUCUACGUCGCUCGGUACCCCGGGCCCGAGGCGGCGGGGCCGGCGCAAGUGGAGGCCGAGACGGACAGCCGGGCCCGCGCACUGCUGGAGAAGCUGCAGAGCCGGGCCCGAGAGCGGCAGCAGCAACGACGGCAGCAGGAGCCUGCGCCUCCAUCGGCGACCGAGGAGGCGGCGGGGAAGCGGCGGCGGCGGCCGCGGCGGCGACGGCACGGGAGCAGCGCGGCGCCGGGGAGUCCAGAUACACCGCGGAGGAAGCGGCGGAAAGCGGUCGGCGGGGACCUGGACGCAGAGAGCAGCGACGAGGCGCCGGGGGAGAGCAACGUGGGCGGCGAGGCGAAGAUAGGGGAGGAGGCGGCAGAGGCCCCACAUGGAGGCCCCCAGGAAAAAGCAUCUACACCCCCAGCCCACGCCCUGGUGCUUGGGGGCUUCGAGAGGAGGAAGGCGCCGAAGGUCCAGCCUUUACUGCCCACGUGGCUGGCCAAGCCGAGCCUGGUGGGGAAGAAAGUUACUGAGCACCUUAUUCCUAUUGAGGAUAUCCCUCAGGUCCACCCUGACCUGCAGAGGAAGCUGCGGGCCCAGGGCAUCUCGUCCUACUUCCCAGUCCAGGCAGCUGUGAUCCCUGCCCUGCUGGAGAGCACAGCCGGGGGCUUUCUGGUGGGGAGAGGGGGCUUCCGGCCCCGAGACCUGUGUGUGUCGGCCCCGACAGGCAGCGGGAAGACACUGGCCUUCGUCAUCCCUGUGGUCCAGGCCCUGCUGCACCGAGUGGUGUGCCGUGUCCGGGCCCUGGUCGUGCUGCCCACCAAGGAGCUGGCUCAGCAGGUGAGCAGAGUGUUCAACAUCUACACGGACGCCACGCCAUUGCGUGUUGCCCUGGUCACUGGGCAGAAGUCGCUGGCCAAGGAGCAGGAGAGUCUCGUCCAGAGAACGGCAGAUGGCUACCGCUGCCUGGCUGACAUCAUGGUGGCCACCCCUGGCCGCCUGGUGGACCACAUCGACCAGACCGCCGGCUUCAGCCUGCAGCAGCUGCGCUUCCUGGUCGUUGAUGAGGCGGACCGCAUGGUGGACAGCAUGCACCAGUCCUGGCUGCCGCGGGUGGUGGCAGCCGUGUUCCGGAGUGAGGGCCCCACAGACCCUUGUUCUCUGCUCCAGCGAGAGCUGCCGAGGGCCGUGACUGCUGCCAGCACCUGGGCCCCUCAGAUGCCUCUGCAGAAGCUGCUUUUCUCAGCUACCCUGACCCAGAAUCCUGAGAAGCUGCAGCAGCUUGCCCUCUACCAGCCCCAGCUCUUCUCUGCUGGGCUGGAGAGCAGGGCUCCCGAAGGCACGGGUGACGACACGGCAGGGGAUACAGGCGGGAAGUAUGCCUUCCCCGAGGGGCUGGCGCACCACUAUGUGCCCUGCACCUUGAGCGCCAAGCCGCUGGCCGUCCUACACCUGCUCCUGACGACAAGGUUCUCGAGGGUCCUCUGCUUCACCAACUCGCGGGAGAACUCCCACAGGCUUUUCCUGCUCGUCCAGGCCUUCGGGGGGGUGAGUGUGGCUGAGUUCUCCUCCCGUCACGGGCCCGGCCAGAGGAAGAAGACUCUGAAGCAGUUCGAGCAGGGCAAGAUUCAGCUCCUCAUCAGCACAGACGCCACGGCCCGCGGCAUCGAUGUGCCGGGAGUGGAGCUGGUGCUCAACUACGACGCACCACAGUACGCGCGGACCUAUGUGCACCGGGUUGGACGGACGGCACGAGCAGGACGAGCUGGACAGGCCUUCACGCUGCUGUUGCGGGUGCAGGAGCAGAGGUUCCUGAGGAUGCUGGCUGGCGCAGGCGUGCCGGAGCUGGAGCGGCACGAGAUCCUUGGGGAGCUGCUGCAGCCACUGGUCCCGCGCUAUGAGGCAGCCCUGGCCCAGCUGGAGAAGACGGUCAGGGAGGAGCGAAAGCAGAAGGCAGCCUAGGGUGAGCUGCCUCCAAGGAGACCCUGAGCCUUGACGUGCUGAUGUGAGUAGAGAACGACUUGCCUGGGUCUUGAAGAUGUGGUGCUGCCAACCACGUAUAAGGAGCCAGCGCCUGGGUCCUUCGUGGCUGGAGACUGUCAAGGCAGCAACGCGGGGCUUUCUGGAAAUGGGACAGAGUGGGGUCUGUCGUUUGGUGAGUGUUGGGGGCUAACCUUCAGCUGAUCUGACAAAUCUAGCUGUGCUAAAGCCUCACUUGUUUGUCUUGUCAGGUUGAAGGGGGCCAGCGUGCCUGCACCCAAAUGUGCAUGGUGGUGUGUGCCAUCCACGCCGAGCACAGGUGCCCACAGGCCCCAAGGACCGAGAGGGCAUUCCCGUUAUUACAGGCGUCAGAAACCAAGACGCCAGGUGUGCAGCCAACAGUAUCUUGUUUUAUUCUGUAACUAACUACUAUCAUGGUAUAAAGUAAACUCACAGCCUAGAACACUCCGUCGUGAGACCCCAUGGACAGCAAGCCUCAGAGCACUAACCGGGUGUCAGAAGGCUCUUUUUACAAGGUUGGCCAGAUAACAAAACAAACUUUCAGGAAAAUAGGAGCAAACCACGGCUGUCCGUCCGCCCUGAGAACGCUGUCACGUCAGGAAGUAGUGGUGGAAGGUAGGUUUCUUCACAUGCAGAACUGCCCCCCCGAGUCACGGUGGCCUGUCCCAGCUGUGCUGGGUGACAGUGAAUGACCAGGAACACGUCACGGAGCCGAAGGGAACGUCUGUGGUGAAUGCACUUGAACUGGAACCUCAGACUAAACUCCAGGACACAUCUUCUUGGGGACGUGGAGGCAGCGUGGGGCUGGCAUUUCACAUAGUGGCCAGCAGUGCGAUGUGUGUGCACGUGAGCAGAGGGGUGGCCAGGGGCCGAGCUCCCGCAGGCUCUAGGGAUGGCACGUGGGGUGAGAACGUUGGGCCAGCAGAGCCCCCGCUGUCCACCAUGCCUCGGCUGGCGGGCCCAACUCUGACCUGCCUGCACUGCAGCAGGGCCGUCUUUGACUGUGACAGCCUUGUG
Trichechus manatus latirostris (Florida manatee) is the source of this 3083-nucleotide messenger RNA. It is a transcript of the gene DDX51, whose product is annotated as DEAD-box helicase 51. The transcript is spliced from 15 exons. The record is from RefSeq and is a predicted model, not a curated record. Lineage: Eukaryota; Metazoa; Chordata; Mammalia; Sirenia; Trichechidae. Gene Ontology annotation, molecular function: nucleic acid binding; ATP binding. The coding region runs from base 78 to 2027 and encodes 649 amino acids. Gene Ontology annotation, cellular component: nucleus.